AUGGCAAAAUCAGGGUGUUAUUUGUGGAUGAUGUUGAUCUUGAUCUUAACUAAUUUGUUAUCAGAGAAGAAAAUGGUUGAAGGAAGAAAUAAGAAGGGUGUUGUUGUUCCAGGGAUUGUAGUAUUUGGAGAUUCAUCAGUAGAUUCAGGUAAUAACAACCAUAUUUCAACUAUUUUAAGAAGUGAUUUUGCUCCAUAUGGUCGUGAUUUUGAAGGUGGAAAACCCACAGGAAGAUUCUCCAAUGGCAAAAUUGUUACUGAUUUUAUUUCUGAAGCUUUUGGGAUCAAACCCACAAUCCCAGCUUACUUAGAUCCUACUUAUAAUAUCACUCAUUUUGCUUCUGGUGUUUGCUUUGCUUCUGCUGGAACUGGUUAUGAUAAUGUCACUUCUGAUCUUUUCUCAGUGAUCCCUCUAUGGAAAGAACUCCAAUAUUACAAAGAAUAUCAAAAGAAACUGAGAGACUAUCUUGGCCCAUCAAAGGCCAACACUACCAUUUCCCAAUUCCUUUAUGUCAUAAGCUUAGGCACCAAUGACUUCCUAGAAAACUACUUCCUCCUUCCUACAAGAUCCUCUGAGUUUUCACUCCAAGACUACCAAAAUUUUCUUGCCCGAGCCGCCGAGGACUUUGUUCGGGAGCUCUACGCACUCGGCGCUCGCAAGAUGUCGAUCGGGGGGCUCCCGCCGAUGGGGUGCCUACCAUUGGAGAGGAGCUCAAGGUUGGUUUUUGGAGGUGGUGGUGAAUGUGUUGACAAGUACAAUAGAGUUGCAAGGGAUUUCAAUGCCAAAUUGAUGGGGUUAGUGGAAAUGAUGGAGGAGGAAUUGGAAGGGAUUCGGAUUGUGUUUGCCAAUCCAUUUGAUGUUCUUUAUGAUAUGAUUCAGCAUCCUAGUUAUUUUGGGUUUAGUAAUUCAGCAAGAGCAUGUUGUGGAACAGGUAGAUUUGAGAUGGGUUUCAUGUGCUCCAAAAUGAACCCAUUUACAUGUUAUGAUGCCAAUAAAUAUGUGUUUUGGGAUGCUUUUCAUCCCACACACAAAGCUAAUUCCAUUAUAGCAAAUCAUAUUGUCCAAAAUUAUCUUUCAAUCUUUCUUUAA
Benincasa hispida (wax gourd) is the source of this 1089-nucleotide messenger RNA. Its product is annotated as GDSL esterase/lipase At4g26790-like. Lineage: Eukaryota; Viridiplantae; Streptophyta; Magnoliopsida; Cucurbitales; Cucurbitaceae. The record is from RefSeq and is a predicted model, not a curated record. Gene Ontology annotation, molecular function: hydrolase activity, acting on ester bonds.